Messenger RNA from Tachysurus vachellii, 699 nucleotides. RefSeq lists its product as uncharacterized. The transcript has 5 exons. The coding region runs from base 76 to 699 and encodes 207 amino acids. The record is from RefSeq and is a predicted model, not a curated record. Lineage: Eukaryota; Metazoa; Chordata; Actinopteri; Siluriformes; Bagridae.
GCUUUAAAUUCACUCAGGACAGAAACACAAAGUGUUAAAGAGAAUCUAAAGUUCACACAGAUCCACAGAUCCUGAAUGUUCAGCUGUGUGACGACGAUUAAAGGAGUUAAAAUGCGGGUAACGCUUCUGCUGGUCUGUCUGCUGGCUCUGAGUGUGGCUGUGCCGCUGCAGAAACACAGAGUGACACGAUCAGAGAGCUCAGAGGAUGAUGGGGGUGACUCUGAAGAUGGCAGCGAUGAAGAAAGAGAAACAGAGGGAGACAGACAAGAUGGAAGCAAGGGAGAAGAAGAAAGAGAAGGGGAACAAGAAGAAGGAGGUGAAGGAGAAGAAGGAAGAGAAGGAGAUGGAGAAGCAGGAGAGGGAGGAAACAUAAAAGAGGGAGAGCAGGGUGGAGAAGAAGAAGAAAAAAUAAACAUUGAAAACAUCGAGGGAGAAGCUGAAGGAGGAGAAGAGAAUGAUGGAGAAGGUGAAGGAGAGAGUGAGGGAGGAGAAAAAGAGCAUAAAAUGACAGAGAAAAGUAAUGAGGAGGGAAGUGAAGAGGGAGACAGCACUGAGGAUGAUGAUGGAGGAGAACAAGACAGGAAUAAGAAUGAAGGUAAUGAAGAGAGUGAGGGAGGUGAUGAAGAGAGUGAGGGAGGUGAUGAGGAGAGUGAGGGAGGUGAUGGGGAGAGUGAGGGAGGUGAUGGGGAGAGGAGGUGA